Molecule: messenger RNA, 1473 nt
Organism: Triplophysa dalaica
Lineage: Eukaryota; Metazoa; Chordata; Actinopteri; Cypriniformes; Nemacheilidae
Gene: taf8
Product: TAF8 RNA polymerase II, TATA box binding protein (TBP)-associated factor
Exons: 8
Coding region: 149-1075 (308 amino acids)
Biological process (GO): transcription initiation at RNA polymerase II promoter
Cellular component (GO): transcription factor TFIID complex
Molecular function (GO): protein heterodimerization activity
Source: RefSeq, a predicted model, not a curated record
AACACGGCAAAAGCUAUGUUCCGGUGUCCCUGUUGAAGAUAUUUUUGGGUUGCCAUUUUUACUCAACAUAACAAACCAAAAUGAUUCACUAGACACAAUGUGUUUAUUUGUGACUGCUAAACAUCAGAAGAAAAAUCGCUAGUUAAAAAUGGCUGACCCUGCCGUGAUGGGAAGCAGCUCUUUAAACUCUGGAAACCGCUCUGCGUCCAGUAAGGCUAGCACAAGUCCUUCGGAGAACUACCAGCUGGCCCGGCGGCGCACGCUGCAGGUGGUGAUUAGCUCUCUGCUCACAGAGUGUGGCUUCGAGAGUGCUGAGAAGGCUGCGGUCGAGACCCUCACUGAGAUGAUGCAGAGCUAUAUAUCUGAGGUUGGACGUUGCGCAAGGGCGAACUGUGAACACACUGCUAGGAGUACUCCUACACUCUCUGAUGUGGUCAUUACACUGGUCGAAAUGGGUUUCAAUGUGGAUACUCUUCCUGCGUACGCCAAGAGAUCUCAAAGGAUGGUCAUAACUGCACCCCCAGUAACAAAUGCCUCCGUCGUACCGAAAGCCCUCAUGACUGGUCAGAAGCGCACUCACCCUCCACACAUCCCAAGCCACUUCCCAGAAUUCCCAGAUCCUCAUACUUACAUCAAAACGCCAACUUUUCGAGAGCAUGUGUCAGAUUACCAAGUUGUAAGAGAGAAAGCAGCCUCACAGAGGAGAGAUGUGGAACGUGCUCUUACACGCUUCAUGGCCAAGACCGGAGAGACUCAGAGCCUAUUUAAGGAUGACAUCAGUGCCUUCCCCUUGAUCGCUGCGCGGCCAAAUUCCAUCCCGUACCUGAGCGCCCUGCUGCCCUCUGAACUAGAGCUUCAGAUGCUGGAGGAAACCGAUUCAUCUGAACAGGACGAUCAGACGGACACGGAGAACAAUCCCAACAACAUGAUUCAGGAUGAUCAAGGUGCAGAUAAAGAGAAUGCAGGUCUGCCACCUGGUGGUGGUGUGCCGGCAGGGAAGCCCAGUGAGGAAAAUAUGAUUGACAACCCUUAUCUACGACCAGUCAAGAAGCCCAAAGUGAGACGGAAAAAAUGAACAUUGCGAUAUUGCUGUUUGAACAAGUUCUGGUGAUGAAUAAUGACUUUUAGGCACUUGCUAAUGACAUUUUGAGGAGCCAGUCCUGAAACGACUCCAAUUUGGAAACGGUGUCUCAGCGCAGUGCUUCAGCUUUGGUCAACCAAGUUACUGUCAUUUGAUUCCUAUGGAAUGACAGACUGAACAAAAAUAUUACAAAAUACAGUUUUCAAAAAUACUACCACACGUUACAAUUUACAUCCAAAACCUAGCUAUAUACAUUUAAAGAUGCUACAUCCUAAAAUACAAAUUUUCAGCUUUUACGAAUCACAAAGGCAUCACACGUGUUAUUCUCUAUUGAUUCCGAUGUACUGUAUGUUACUUUGGAUGAUGGUAAUAAAUGUCUUUCUAUUGUUUGG